AUGCCGAAAGGAAAUGAUGAAUUACCAAUGGCUAUUACUCAAUCGAUAAUGGACAGUCCUGAACUUCGCAAACAGCUGAUUUCUCUUCUUCUUCCUCCGUCUACUGCUGUGACAGCAACAACAAUGACAAAUAGUCGCAUGGACAGUGAAGAACAGAAAGAAAAAGAAAAUGAUAAUAAACUCGACGAUCUCUUGAUGGCACGAGCUAACGAAAUUGGUAAUUUACUUGCCUCUACAGUUGGAAAAAUUCUAUCUGAACGUGUCGAUAAAUUAGAAAAUCGAUUAGAAGCAGGAGAGAAUGAACUCGAAGAUGCUCGUCGUUAUUCGCGCUCAUUCAAUAUACAUGUCUAUGGUAUUCCAGAUUCUCCAAAUGAAACUCCGGCUCAAACUCAAGUUAAACUUGAAGAAUUGUUUGUUACACAUUUGGAUCUAAAAUUAAAACAUGGAAUUGAGUUUAGCCAUAGACUACCUUCGUCCAUUAAAGAUAAGCCUCGUCCUAUCAUCGCUCGUUUUUAUUCACGGCUUGAACGAUAA
Didymodactylos carnosus is the source of this 534-nucleotide messenger RNA. NCBI's taxonomy places the organism in Eukaryota, Metazoa, Rotifera, Eurotatoria, Philodinida, Philodinidae. The record is from the annotation of a GenBank genome assembly.